UCCUGAGAGGAAGGACUUUUAGUUUCGUAAAGCCAAAGGUGGUAAACGAAACGGCAAGACAUAUAGGCGUUGCACGGAAUAGUCGUCUGUUUAGUAGUCCAAAUUUGAGUUAAGUGACCAUGUCAGACAAGACAAUCAAAUUUUGGAUUAUUGAUGCUUUGGAAAAUCUGUCAGCCAAAGAUUUAAAGAAGUUCAAAGUAAUGUUAUGCGAUCGGGAGGAGGAACCGCGCGUUACCAGGCGUGCUGUCGAAGAUGCAGAUGAGAUGGACUUGGCCGAUCUUUUGGUGAAAAUGUGUACAGAAUCGAAGGCAGCGCAAGUAACUAUUGACACUUUUAAAAAGCUUGGAUUUAACAAUGAAGCUACAAUGCUUGCCUCCAAAGUUUCGAGUGGAGAUGGCAACUCUGCAGGUUCAAAAUACAUGACCGCAGGUCAGCACUUCAUCGACAAGCAUCGUAUCUCGCUGAUCGAGAGAAUCACCGCGGUGGACCCCAUCUUGGAUCGCCUGCUGAUGAAAAAAGUCAUCACCCAGGAGAACUACAGCGACAUCCGCUGCCUGAACACCAGUUACAAGAAGAUGAGGGAGCUGUUUGAAAUGGGAAGUAUUCGCAGCAGUGUGAAGGGCAAGGACUGCCUGUAUGAGGUGCUGAUGGAGUCGGAGCCCUUCGUCAUGGAGGAGCUCAGGGAGAGAUCCUAAGUCCAAAAGUCUUGGCACCUGCUCAUUACCAAAUGUGGAGGACUUUGAUUAUCAGUGAUCCACAGUGUGUCACUUGUCUCAAGGAUUGUGUUGAUAAUUCCACCAUUCAGACUAAUUUCUCUGUGAACUAUUACAUGAACUGAGGAGGGAGUUGUGGCCUAUAUGCAUCCCAUGGGGAACCGGGUCCAAUAGUGAACUGCAAUCAUUUCUCUGAGGUGCUGUGCCCUCCUGCCUGGCUGUGACCAUAAUAUGUGACUGACCAUAUUAUGCUUCACCUGUGAAUUGCAGUCAGGGAGGUGGAGGAGGCGAACCCAACAUCAAUAGUCUCAUCUCCCAACCUUAUAUUUAGGUUUUUUGUUCAAUCAGUAAUUUUUUUACAUGAAAACAUGAAGGCAAACAGGAAUAGGGAUUCUCUCACGUUUUUAAAGCACUUUUUAAAGCACUCUGGCUAUAUCUGCCCUGAAAGAAAUUCACUGUUUGUUAUAAGCAUGAUGACAUUUGUUGACAUUUGUAUAAGCAUGAUGACAACAUAAUGACAAACAUGACUUUUUUUUAACAAUACAUAGCCCUAUUAACAGUAUAAUAAAUGUAUCUUGACAACUCCCAGAUAGUGUGUUUAGGUGGUUAAUGUUGAGAUUAAAGUACAAGCCUUUCAUCACUGGUAUCAGGGUGGUUAAAGGUGCUCCUGUGGAAACACUUUAGCACUGACCAGUAUGUCAUAUCAGAAAGAGGUUUCAGAAUAAUUUUGGUUUGAGGUUUUUGGGAUCAACACACCCUUCACUCCUGUCCCGAAGCAACGUAUUCAUUGGCUGUUCUAGUGUAUAGCUUAUUUCGAGGCACGUAUAUUGAAUCACAGAUGAAUGUUAGAUGGCAAAAGGACCUGUGCCCUCAAAAACAAAUAUUCAGACAGAUUUUGAUUUACGAUAAUAUUUUCAUAUUAUCACUGGUGUGUGUUAUGAUGCUGUGUCCUACAUUUGUAUCUGCUGUGGGCAUUGAGAAUAGCUGGAGGGCUGAAACGUCUGCUCUUGCUCCCAAAAUUAAAUGAAAAAACUCCUUUCUGAA
Molecule: messenger RNA, 1757 nt
Organism: Alosa alosa (allis shad)
Lineage: Eukaryota; Metazoa; Chordata; Actinopteri; Clupeiformes; Clupeidae
Gene: pycard
Product: PYD and CARD domain containing
Exons: 3
Coding region: 120-695 (191 amino acids)
Biological process (GO): innate immune response; regulation of apoptotic process; inflammatory response
Source: RefSeq, a predicted model, not a curated record